AUGGUGGCAGUGGCGGCAGUGGUGGCGGUGGUUCUGGUGAUGGAAGUGGUGGCGGUGGUGGCGGUGAUGGCGGUGGUGGCGGCUCCUCAUUGCGUGGAGUUAAUACGAACAGUUGUGAAUUCAGUGGAUUUGGGGUCUUUGCAUCCCACAACUGCUGGAAUCAAAGCAGAUGCAAGGCCUCAUUCUUCGCCCUUUGGUAUCACAACCGCUAAUGCUGGCAGAAAUCUCAUCAAGUCAUCUUCAUCCAUAUGCGUUGUGAAUCCCAUCUUGUCCUUUGCGGAUCUCGAUCGAAUCUUCUUUCAAAAAAUUCUCGAGAAAGAAGACGACUUGAAGAAAGCGUUUAACAUAAUUGAUUCUGAGCAGACCCUGAGGGUGACAAAGAAUCAGCUGAGAAGGAUAAUUGAAGUCUACCUUCUGCCUCUCACCCGCAAGCAGUUUAAUGAAGUCCUGUCUCAGAUCCCGCUCACCAGCAAUGGGGAAGUGCCCUACCUGGAGUUCCUGGCCAGGUUUGGCAGGCUGAUCACAAAUGUGCACUCCCUAAAAAGGGUGACUGGGAAACAGUGUAACAUCAGGUCAUUGAAUCAACUUGAAUGCCUGUUAGGAGAAAAGAUUUUCAAGAAUGUGAAAAGCAUCACCAAGGCCUUUAAGCUCUUUGACUGCACUCAUUCCGGCCAGAUUCACCCCAACGGGCUGAGGCAAGUCCUGGAGAACUACUGCUUCAAGAUGAGGGAUGACGAAUUUGAGAAGCUCUGGAGUCGCUACAGCAUUGGGAAGGACACUGCCUUGGACUACAAUGCAUUCCUAAAGAACCUGGCCGUGAACAUUAACCUGAACCAGAAAUACAGCCUGGGCAACAAAGCUCAAGGCCCUCUUCCUCUUCCAACCCAACCCAUCCCUCUUGACACAGUCCCCUGGGCACCAGGCUCCAUGGGUCCUGACAUCCUGGAGUGUACGUGGAGGGUGAAACCAGAAAAUAAAUAUGUAUUCUCCUUCUCGUCAACAUCUGGAGAUGGUUGGGAAAACUCUUCUAUGGACGACAUUGAGGCAGCGUUCUUCAAAGAGUUUGGUGUGUCCACGACGAAUAUCGAGAAAGCCCUCAGUGCAUUUGACACCAACAAGAGAGGGUACCUGUCUCUGAAUCACUUAAACACUGUUGUUGACAACUUUAUAUUCCCAUUACCAAAAGGGAUCUUUCUGCAGCUACUGAAGAGAUUAGGAUUUAAAACCACCAGUAAAAUUGCUUGGAAGCAAUUUUUAAGAAAAUGUCAGGACUGUGCCUUAGUUGACAAUGGAUACAUGAUUCCCCUGAGGAAAAAGAAAAGAAUGUCUGGGGAAGAGCCCAUCUACAAGGAGAACAUUAUCAUGAAGCUUUGUAGGCACGUGGAAGACUUCUCCUCCUUGAAGAAGGCCUUCCAUAUGAUUAACCCGAAGCAGGACGGGAAGAUCACGGGGAAAGAACUGCGGCAGAUCCUGAACUGUGCCCUCUGGAAAGUCAACGACCUCGAAUACAAAGAGCUCAUGCAGAUCCUGGACCCAGCAGGCUCGGGCUGCGUCCACUACAUCACCCUCUUGUACCUGCUGGAAGAGGAGAGCUCCGCGCUUAGAAAAAAAAGACUGAAUGGAUUCAAAGAUGAAAAGACACCUCAAUUUCUAGCUUGGGAUUCAAUGGAAGAAGUCCUUCACGAUGCCAUUUCCAAGAACUUGCAAGGCUUCCAUACCUUGUUGAAGACCUAUGACAUUGGAGACUCGGGAGUCAUUAGUAGAAAUAAUUUAAAGAAAAUCUUACAAAUGGUCUGCCGCUAUUUGUCUGAUGAGCAUCUGACAAAACUCUGUGAUAAAUUCCAUGAUGCGACUUCAGGAGGAAUCCUUUACAAGAAACUUUUGGCCAGUAUUGGAAUCACCAGCCUGCCCCAAGACUCUCCAGUCACCGUCCAGAGCUUCCAGUCACUAAAUGGAACUUGUCGAAGAGAUGAUGUUUAUGAGAGGAGUAAGCAUGGUGACUAUAGAAAUGAGCCAAUGAAAAACAAGGCUCUUGAAGAAGUGAUCGAGAGCCUCAAGAACUGGAUUCAGCUGCAGGACACCGGCUUUCGGGACACCUUCCUCGAGUACAGCAAGCAUCCCCUGGAGAAGAUCAGCAAAGAGGAAUUUAGGAAGGUGCUGGAAGAUAACGGAAUGCCCAUGGAUGAUGAACAGUUUGGCCUGCUGGUUAAAAAAAUAGGAUAUAAAAACGAAGGACUGAGUUAUCUUGAUUUUGCAUCUGGAUUUGAAGCUUCAGAGGGGAAGCCUGGUGGACAAGAGCCCUCUGGGAUCCUGGCCGUGCCAACGGCUGCUACUCCAAAGGGUAGUUUUGAGAGUCAUUUUACAUCUGCUGAAGAAUGCCUGAAGAAUUUUCCCAAGAAGAUCAAAGAAAUCUACGGGGAUGCCUACUCUGCCUUUUACAAAACGGACACAAACCAUGACGGCAUCAUUAACAUGGUGGAGUUUAGAACAAUGUUGCAUCACGUGCUGAUCACCCUGAAAGAUGACGAGUUUAUGCGUCUACUUGAGUCGAUGAAUCUGAAGCCAGGCUUGACGCUAAAUUACCGGGAGUUUCGUAACUUGUGUGAGAAGAAACAGUUCAAAAAAGAUGACCCCCCACAAAGACUUAUCAGGCCCAAACUGAAGAACACAGAUUCAGAACUAGCUUGUGAUCAGGCUCAUAACUACCUUGUUUCAGAAGCAAGAAACAGAUGGUUCGACUUGUCUAAGAAUUUUCUAGAAACUGACAGCGAGGGCAACGGCAUUCUCCGACGACGGGAUAUACGGAAUUCUCUGUAUGGGUUUGACAUUCCCAUCACACCAAGGGAAUUUGAAAAGCUCUGGGCGAGAUAUGACACUGCUCAAAAAGGGUACGUUACUUACCAAGAAUUUUUGAACCGCUUGGGCAUUGAGUAUUCCCCUUCUAUCCAUCGGCCCUAUGCGGUAGAUCAUUUCAACUUCAUGGGCCACUUCACCAAGCCGGAGCCGAUACUGGAGGAGAGCAGGGAGCUGCAGCAGUACUUGGAGUCGGCCAGGCCGUUCAACUGGGGGAUCUCCUGUAACGACGAUAUCAUCUACUACCAUGAAUUUCUGAAAACUCUUGAUAACUUCAACCCCGUCAAGGCUCAUCCCAAGGAGAAGGAGGAGUGUCAGGCAGUGGGCUUCUCAACGCUGGCUCCCAACCAGGCCCUGAAGAAGAUGAAGGAAGUGGUCUCAGCAAACUACGAAGCUCUCUUCAAGGCAUUUGCUGCAUAUGAUAAAGAAGAUACGGGCAUAAUCAAAGCAUCAGAUUUUGCACAGGUCAUAAAAGAUUUAUGCUUUAAGCUCAAAGACUCUCAAUAUACUUAUGUGCUGAAGAAAUUAAGACUUCAUCUCCACACCCACAUAAAUUGGAAAUUUUUCCUCCGGAACUUCCCCUGUUUCUUUGAAGAGACUGCUGCUGAGUGGUCGGAUAAAAUGCAGAAAGCCUGUAGGCCCAAAUCUCUGAAGGACCAGUUCUUGAAAGACAUCCUGACGCGUAUCCGGGAUGUCGUGACGACCCGCUACCUGAACAUAUCCCAGGAAUUUUCUGAUAUUGAUUGUUCCAGAUCAAACUUGAUAUCCAGAGAAGACUUCCGAAGCAUCUGCAAUCGUUACUUCCAGAUUUUGAAUGAUGAACAAUUCGAGAGCCUGUGGAACGAGCUGCCCCUCCACAGCGAGGGGAGGCUCAAGUACCUGGACUUCUUAAACAAGUUCAACAUGGAGAAAGCUCUGAGCCCCCCGGCCACGGCGGAUUCGGCGAAAACCCAGCGAUCGCGGGGCAACAGUCCGGAGGCCGCGGCAGUGACCGCAGCGCCGGGGACCGCGCCCCCGACCGCAGGCGGCUCCGCCCCGGGGGCCGCGCCGCGCCCCCAGACUGGUCACGAAACUGUUCCAGCGACCGCUGGCUCCACAGCUUCCCGGGCCUGGCUCCCUCUCUUGCAGAACUGUGAGGCGAUUGAAGCAAAGCUGAGGAAGAGGAUCCAGGGUUGCUGGAAGGAGAUGCUGAAAGAGUGUAAGGAGAAGGACGUCGACAAACACGCAGAAAUCACCGUGGCCGAAUUCCAAGCUCUGGCAGACAAGUACAACCUGGAGAUCGGCAAGGAAGAGUGCCAGCAUCUCAUCACCAAGUAUGAUCUGAAGAACAAUGGAAAGUUUGCGUACUGCGACUUCUUCCAGAGCUGUGUCCUCCUCUUAAAGGCGAAGGAGACCUCGCUGAUGCAGAGGAUGAAAAUCCAGCAGGUCUACAUGAUGAAAGGUUCAGGAACUCAGAGCGCUUCCUUUUAUGCGGCUUUGCUGAGAAUCCAGCCCAAAAUUCUCCACUGCUGGAGACCCAUGCGGCGCACUUUCAAAAGCUAUGAUGAAGCUGGGACCGGCCUCUUAAGCAUAGCUGACUUCAGGAAGGUUCUGCGGCAAUAUGGAAUCAAUUUGUCUGAAGAGGAGUUCUUUCAUAUUUUGGAAUAUUACGAUAAAACUUUGUCUUCAAAAAUCCCUUAUAAUGAUUUCUUACGAGCAUUUCUUCAGUAGAUGACGAUGUGGGCUCCCCUGCAAGUGCCAGCUAGUGCAGGAGGUGGUGAGCUCCACAAGAGAAUGGACGUGGAUGCUA
This is a messenger RNA of Phascolarctos cinereus (koala), 4642 nucleotides long. NCBI's taxonomy places the organism in Eukaryota, Metazoa, Chordata, Mammalia, Diprotodontia, Phascolarctidae. The record is from RefSeq and is a predicted model, not a curated record.